AUGGCCGAAGUGGAAGAACCACCACCGGCAGACGUGGGCGAUGUCGCGAAGCCCGAAGAUGGCGAACCUGAGGCUGCAGAAGAAGAAGAAGAAGGAGGAGCGGAAGAAGCCGCCGAUCUGGCAGAAGCAGAGGAGGAGCCCGAAGGCGAGCUGGUGGGCGUGCAGAUGCAGCGGACCAAGCCGACCAAGGAGAAGAAGAAGCCCAAGGCGCUGAAGACGAAGAAGCCGCCCAAGCCGAAGCCGGCGUCGUACGUGUGGCUGCCGCGGCCGCUGCCCAGCAAGGCGCCCUCCUUCAGCCCGUGCCCGCACCUCUACUUCCGCAGGCCCGUGGCCCCGCGAGACGGCCUCAGCAGGGACGAGUACAUCGACAUCUUGGCGCAGCCUCGACAGUACGUGGAGGCGCAAUGCGAAGAGUUGGCGGCAGUUCUCAGCCCGCAGAGGCUCCGGCUGCUGUGGAAGAUGCUCGGAAGGCACUUAGCAAUGUCGAGAUCGCGGGCGAUGACAGCGGUGUCCCGUGCAAGGCUCCGAGAGCAACUCGAGAUGCGGGAACAGUGCCGGUGCCGUAUAGACGGCAGCCGCCGAAGAGGCAAGGUGGUCACCAGCAAGAAGCCGCCAAGUGGAGCCAGGGCAGCGGGUGCGAGAGCCAACGAGAAGUGGAGCAGGGAAUUUGCGGCCAAGUUUGCAGCGCACAUCUCACGUUUCCUGAGCUCGCAGGUGGGGGCAGGCCGCCCGCAUACACAGCGCGAACGCCUACUGGCAAAGGCCAUCCUGCAGCGGCUGGCAGCUGCCGCAGGCAAACCACCCAAGAAGCCCGAUGAGCGCCAGCGCGUCGCCAAGCUGCUCGUUGCGCUCUCUGAGCGUCUUGCUGUCUGGGUCGACCUCGUCGUCAAAGACGCGCAGAGCAUCUCAGGCUCCUCCUCUGAGUCCAGCGAGGAAGAAUCUGAGGAGGAGAAACCCAUCAAGAAAGGCAAGAAGCCAGGGAAAAAAGAACCAGCGAAGGGAAAGGCCAAGCCAGCGGAGAAACCGAAAGAGAAAGGUAAGGCUAAACCAAAAGGGAAACCAGAGCAGAAAGAGGAGGACGAAGAAGAAGAAGAAUCUGAUGAGGGGGUAUCUAAGAAGAAAGGUAAGGCAAAAGAGAAAGCAAAAGAGAAGGGGAAGGCCAAGCCAAAAGAGAAAGCCAAGCAGAAAGAGGAGGAAGAAGAACCUGAAGAGGAGGUAGCAACGAAGAAAGGCAAGAAAGGCAAGGAAGCAAAGCCUACAGCGAAGAAAAAGAAAGAUAAGAAAGAAGAGGAACUGGAAGAAGAAUCAGAGGAGGAAGUGGAAGUAAAAGAGAAGAAAGGGAAGAAGAAGAAAGGUGCUGGAGACGAAGAAGAGGAAGCAGAAGGUAAAAAAGCAAAGAAGAAAAAGAAAGCUGCAGAGGAAGAGGAAGAAGAAGAGGAAGAUAAGAAAGGUAAAAAGAAGAAGAAAGGUGUAGAAGAUGAGGGAGAAGAAGUCGAGGAUAAGAAAGAGAAGAAGAAGAAGAAGAAAGGUGCAGAAGAAGAGACAGAAGAAGUGGAAGAAAAGAAAGGAAAAAAGAAGAAGAAAGCUGAGGAAGAAGAAGAAGUAGUAGAAGAAGAAGAGAAAGAUAAGAAAGGGAAAAAGAAGAAAAAAGGUGCAGAAGAAGAGGUAGAAGAACAGGAAGAUAAGAAAGCAAAAAAGAAGAAGAAAGGUACAGAUGAAGACAUAGUAGAAGUGGAAGAUAAGAAAGGGAAAAGUAAGCAGAAAGUUAUAGAUAAAGAUGAAGGAGGAACAGAAGCUAAGAAAGGAAAGAAGAAAGAUAAAGGUGCAGAGGAAGUGGAAGCAGAAGAUAAGAAAGGAAAACAGGCAAAGAAAACCAAAAGUGAAGAACCAGUGGAUGAUGAAGGCCAACAGCAGGAAACUGCAGAAGAACCAGAAGAAGAGCCACCAGACGACCAGCCAGAUGAAACUUCAGACGAACCGGCAGAUGAACCGCCAGAUGGCCCUCAAGAGGGAGAUGCCACUGGACCCCCAAACGAGCCCCCAGAAGGCCCUCCGGACGAAUCGUCAGAGGGAGAAGAGGGAGAAGGUGGAGAAGAAGGCGAGCCUGGAGAGGAAGGCGAUGAGGAAGAAGGUGAAGAAGGAGAAGAAGAAGAAGAAGAAGAAGAGGGAGAAAUUAUAGAGGGAGAAGGAAAGAGUGAGGGUUCUGAAACUACGUACGUGGUGACGGCAGAAGGAGACGGAUUCAGAGUGGAACCAAUCGAGGAGCCACCUCCUCCAGAACCUGUAGUCGAGAAGCGGGUGUCGGUGCUCAGUGCUCUAGUCUCGCUGUAUCCCCAACAGGCAAUGCCCAAGGUCCCAUUAUGCAAAGUACUGCAAAAGCUCACAUUACGUGCUCCAACUACGGACGUUUUGUCCGCUGACGGAGACGGGGAGGACGUGUCGGAAGAUCGUAGAAAGGUGGAGGCGGCAGUAGCACGUAAGCUGCGCCGGAUGGCCGAAUUAGAGGACGGCAUUCCACUGCAGCAGGAGACGCGGGACGCCAUCGUCGCUCUGUCCAAAGCUGUGGCAGCCGACCUGCAGCCAGAACUGGACAUCCCGCAGCCCGAACCACCACCUGUGCUAGAUGCCACUGAAUACACCCAGUGGCUGGACGGCUGUGUCUCACUGGCGCAGGAAUGGGCCCGCUGGAUCGGCGAUUCGGUAGACGCCGUGUGCGACAUCUCCAAACGCAAUGCCGAAGUCCAAGAGGGCGAGGCGGCCGACCUGGAGCGCGCCGAGUGGUGCGCCUUCAUGGAGACGAUGCGUCGCGGAGCCUACAACUGGUGCAAGACUGAGGAGGACAUAGCAGCAGCUGCUGCCGUCUGGAAGGGCCGGCUGGAGGCUGUCCAGCAGCAGGAGGAGGAGGCAAAUAAGAGUGGUACCAGAAGCACAUAUGCAGAAGCUUCCUUAGCUCCACGAGAGAUCAUAUAG
This is a messenger RNA of Schistocerca cancellata (South American locust), 2970 nucleotides long. RefSeq names its product trichohyalin-like. The record is from RefSeq and is a predicted model, not a curated record. NCBI's taxonomy places the organism in Eukaryota, Metazoa, Arthropoda, Insecta, Orthoptera, Acrididae. The transcript is spliced from 5 exons. Bases 1 to 2970 code for a protein of 989 amino acids.